UCGAUUUUGAAAUAAAUAUCACUCCGGUUUUGGAUUUCCUGGUCGGAUGAGAGGUGUAAAUAGGUGUCUGCAAGAACCUCUGCGUCGAUUACAUUUAGUUUUGUUGUCACUAUUAAGCAACGUCGGACGACUCACAAAAAUAAGAUAAUCUAAAGCCUAACAUUGAAAACCAAGGCGCUGUCUUUCUUCGUCAAGCGGACGAAGCUGCUAGCGUUUUUAGCCACAUUAACGUUAGUUAGCUAAGUUAGCUAGUAAGCUAAGCUCGGUCACUCCUGAAAUGUCUGCUUCGCCUGCUACGCAGUCAUCGGCUUUGGCCGGUCCUGGUUCAGGGAUGUCAAUGUUUAGGUGGUUGGAGGUGCUCGAAAAAGAGUUUGAUAAAGCAUUUGUGGAUAUUGACUUACUGUUGGGAGAAAUCGACCCCGAUCAAGCAGAUAUUACGUACGAGGGCCGCCAGAAGAUGACAAGUCUGAGCUCCUGUUUUGCUCAGCUAUGCCAUAAAGCACAAACAAUUUUCCAACUUAAUCACAAAGUUGAGGCCCAGCUGGUGGACCUGAAGUCCGAGCUGGCAGACGUCCAGGGAGAGAAGUCAUUGGUGGAGAGGGAGGUGCACGACCAGCUGCUGCAGCUGCAUGCCCUGCAGCUCCAGCUCAGCGCCAAGGCUGGCCAGGCCGUCGACUCGGACUCCAUCAAGGACCGCAUGCCCGUCCCUGCGGUGGAGCAGAUGGAGAAGGAGCUGGAGGCUAACAAGAAGGAGAAGAUGAAGGAGGCCAAGCUGGAGGCCGAGGUGAAGAUGCACAAGAAGGAGAACGACUCCCUCCGCAGGCACAUCGCGGUACUGCAGGCAGAGGUGUACGGGGCGCGCCUGGCUGCCAAGUACCUGGACAAGGAGCUGGCGGGAAGAGUGCAGCAGAUCCAGCUGCUGGGCCGCGACAUGAAGGGGCCGGCGCACGACAAACUGUGGAACCAGCUGGAGGCUGAGAUUCACCUGCACCGCCACAAGACGGUCAUCCGGGCGUGCAGGGGCCGCAACGACUCAAAGAAGCCCUUAGCCUCUCCCGUAGGCCAUGACCCGGACUGCCUCAAAAAGACUCAAGGUGUGGGCCCCAUUCGCAAAGUUGUCCUGACUAAAGAAGACCACGAGGGACUCGGAAUCUCCAUCACGGGGGGCAAGGAGCACGGCGUGCCCAUCCUGAUCUCCGAGAUCCACCCUGCCCAGCCGGCCGAGCGCUGUGGGGGGCUGCACGUGGGCGACGCCAUCUUGGCCGUCAACAGCAUCAACCUGAGAGACGCCAAACACAAGGAGGCCGUCACCAUACUCUCACAGCAGAGGGGAGAGAUUGAGUUUGAGGUGGUGUACGUGGCCCCUGAGGUGGACUCUGACGAUGAAAACGUGGAGUACGAGGACGAGAGCGGCCAUCGCUACCGCCUAUACCUGGAGGAGCUGGAGGAUGCCUCGGGCGGCAGCCGGAACAACGUCACUGCUGACGCCAACACCUCCCUACAAGCCGCCCUGGAGAAGAUGUCGGUGAGCGACGGAGCUGAGAACGGAGACACGGGCAUCUCAAGUGAGACCCCGUCUGAGGAGACGCCCUCCAAAGCAGCCGAGUCCUCCGAGAGCUCCUCAUAAGCCCAGGACAGGAGCUGGGAGAGGGGAGGACCCAGAGGAGGAGUGGGGUUGGGUGGUGUGGGGUGAGGUGGGAGUAAGGGGGGCUCUGAUUGGUGGGAUGGGACAACGGGCGAGUGGCUGGAGACUUUGUACAUGUGUGAUAUAGCCAGUGUUUUUGUCACUAUCUGAAAAGUGGCUGCAUCAAAGUUCACUGGAUGGAAGAGACCUAUUUAUGGGGUGGUGGGGAGGGACAGAGGGGAGAGGGGUCUGGAGCAGUCAGUGGGAGCCAGGUCGGGGUCACCAAAACUGAAGAGCGCUAGCAGAACUCUGUGAAAAUACUCUCUGAACACUUGGAUCUCCAAUCUUUUUCCCCGUAGUUAGUCCCUUUUUCUUUGAAGAGAGGGAAAAUUAGUGCAAGAUUUCCAUACCGAGAAGAUGGUCAAGAGAAGAACUAUGAACUUGUCUCAAAAGACGUUAUAAGACAUAUACUCUUGAUGUCUAUUUUUUUCUGUAUAAUCCAAUGUGUGGUUACUGUUGCCUUUGGCCUGAUCUGUUGCGGCACUAACUGUCAGUGCUAUGAAUGAAAAAGUAGGAACUCUGCAUUUAACAGUUUAUACACCUACUAACAUGUCCCCACCCAUGUAGACUGCACCCAGUUCCUGAUAAUCAGUUUGUAGAUAUUGUCUGUAGUUCACACACUGAUUUAUAUGAUUAAGUACAGAAGGUGGUGAAUUCCAGUCCUACACUAGUCUAAAUAGCCUCAUAUUCUGUCCUUUGAAUUCUAAGCCAAUGAAGCGUGUUAAAUGAUCCCUCACUGUUAGGUAAACGUAAAUGUAAACAAGCUUGUGACGCCGGUGAGAGCAGUAGUGUCGGAGUGUGACUCAGUGUUCCUUUUUCUUUUCUCUCUCGGUUUCCUUUCCCUGCUGCCUAGUUUCUUCACACACAUACAGUACAGGAUAUAUUAGGAUAUUAUUAGAUGGCAGACUCGUCUAACAGGGGGCAAAGCGAAAAUCAAAUGAGCAGUAUUGAAUGUUGAUAUUUAUGACACUGCACAGUCUUAAGUAGAAGAGGAUUUUAAGUGUGUGGGAGUGCCAUGGUAUCUGCUGUAUUUGUGGUUUGUAGAUCUAAAAGUCUGGAAACCUAAUGUUUUAGAGAUUAUAUGUCGAUGAGCUUGUGUUGUGCAGGGAAGGAUCAGGGUCUGUCCCAGACUGACUAGCUUGUGAAAUGGGACCGUGCCCCGUCAGACCAAACUGUAGUCCACACCUCUCUGGAGCCCAGCUCGGGGAAUCCGUUGAGGCCAUCUUGACUGGGAUAGCACUCUGAGGCCCAGUGGCAGCCGUGCUGCCAUCAUGCAGAGGGUUAGACUUUCCACGUUGUAUUUUCUGCGAUAACGUUUUAUUGCAUUUGAGUCCAAACAAGAGCGCCGUGCUGACUAGCGAGCUGUUAGCUGCUGCAUGCAGAAACAUUUUUGCUCAGACUGAAAAGUGUAAGCUUUCACAGGCACGGACUAAGCCGAGGGGAGAAUAAGUCAUGUAAAAUUGAUUAUGAUUCCUGUGAAGGAGGCCGAGCAGGACACCCUUCUAAUGAAAUAUUCAGUGAGGGACGACACAACGCUCCCUGCAACACGUUGAUUUGACUCCCAAGCCUGAUGUGUAAAGUGCAAUAUGUUGUAUUUGUAUUCCCCCUCCAUGAAGGAGCGUUCUUAGGCGGUUUCCCUUUCUUUGUGCGGCUGGUUCUGUUUUUGGCUGCCAGCUUUAACAGGGCCAGCUUUGUUUUGUUGGUGACAUUGGUGGAGUCCACUGCUUGGCUGCUAUGUCAUUCUAUCAUAGCCGAGUUGGUUUUGUCAGAGAAGUUCUUUUCCAGGAGCCCAAAGAUGACUUUUUAGACUAUAUUGUUUGCAUUGCACCCUAAUUAUUGCCUUUAGAGUACAGAGACCCAGGGCCGAUCAUGCAGUUUGGAUUGUUGGUUCUGAGAAAAGUGUAUGUGUAAACAUGCAACAGGGGUCAAGGUGAAGGGGAAUAGCAAUAACAAAUCAGAAAAAGAAAAUAAAGCCUGUACGUAUGCAAUCAGGUAUUUACAGAUAGCAGUGUCUUGACCUGGAAGACAGAGAAAACCCCAAACCUAUAAACUACCAUUUGUUGCUUGCAAGCGUGCAGCGUGUUCUUCUGACUCUCCCUACUUUGCCAUACAAGUUUACUGUUGCGUUUCUGUUCUCCACUUUUGACAUGUUACUGAGCGAAGCCCUUUGAAAAGAGGGAGUGGGGGGUGGUUUUGACAAUCUGCAGUCUAAGGCCUCACUGACGUGAAUCAUCAGUCUGGCUAAAGAGGGAGGGGGGGGGGGGGGGGUUGUUCUGGGUGUUGUGCUGCAUGAGGAUGAGGAGGGUCUCUAGGGCACCAGGACCAUGCCUGUGCCCAUAGGGGUGGGUGCGCUGUGUUCGGCACAAUUCUGAUGCUGCCGUGGUGACCAAUUUGGGAAUGAUGUCCAUGUCUACAGCCUGUUGAAAGUAGGCCUGGCCUGAAAAAACAAAGGUUCUGAUUUUUGUAUUGUUUUUAAUCUUCCUGUAUUUGUUUUAUUUGAUUUCAUUUUGUAUGGGUUUGUGUUUCUGCUCUGUUAUCCUUUCUGAUUCUGAACCUGUUUCUUAAUGUCAUAAAGAGAUGUAUUUCUGGAAACUUGGAUGAAUUUGGUAUAAAUGUCUUAUAUAUGUAGUUAAUGUAUAACAUAAAGCAUUUGAAUAAAUUUAAAUUUGCCCAGCAGAGGGGUUUGUGUGCUAAAUGGAAAAAUCA
This is a messenger RNA of Alosa sapidissima (American shad), 4390 nucleotides long. RefSeq names its product golgi-associated PDZ and coiled-coil motif containing (gene gopc). Bases 278 to 1627 code for a protein of 449 amino acids. NCBI's taxonomy places the organism in Eukaryota, Metazoa, Chordata, Actinopteri, Clupeiformes, Clupeidae. The transcript is spliced from 9 exons. Gene Ontology annotation, cellular component: membrane; Golgi apparatus; trans-Golgi network transport vesicle. Gene Ontology annotation, biological process: negative regulation of protein localization to cell surface. The record is from RefSeq and is a predicted model, not a curated record. Gene Ontology annotation, molecular function: transmembrane transporter binding.